Messenger RNA from Diospyros lotus (date-plum), 1877 nucleotides. RefSeq names its product APETALA2-like protein 3. Lineage: Eukaryota; Viridiplantae; Streptophyta; Magnoliopsida; Ericales; Ebenaceae. The record is from RefSeq and is a predicted model, not a curated record. Gene Ontology annotation, biological process: regulation of DNA-templated transcription. The transcript has 11 exons. Bases 262 to 1659 code for a protein of 465 amino acids. Gene Ontology annotation, molecular function: DNA binding; DNA-binding transcription factor activity.
UUUGUUUCCUCCGGCGUUGCACAACAAACACUCCAAUUUCAUUCUCUCUCUCAACCGUUUCCUGUUUCUCUCUCUCUCUCUCUGUAUGUAUCCACGCCUCGGAAAACGACAGCCGGCCAUGAUUCGCCUUUCGUCGGCAUCUCCAUCCACCGGCGCCGAUAAAAUGCAGCUCGUUAAGUUUUAAAGCUCUGGAGAGUUCAUUUUCGGAUAUAUAGAUAUAUUUUAGGCGAACGACUGUGACGAAUUUGAGUACCGAUAACGAUGUUGGACCUCAAUCUCUGUGCCGUUCCGGCCGAUUCCGUCUCCGAUCUCAUUGAGGAGAAGUUUGUGGAGCUCUCUGGCGGGCAAAUGGAUGAUUCCGGGACCUCCAAUUCCUCUAUCGUCAAUGUGGAAAGCUCGAGCGUCGCGGGAGACGAAGAAUCGUGCUCCACUCACGGCAGUGCACUCGCUUACAGCUUUGGUAUAUUGAAAACCGGUGAGUGCGAGGAAGACACUGGAAGUAGGUCGGGUUUCGUAACGAGGCAGCUUUUUCCGGCGAGUGGCGGAGAGUGGUUGGAUCUUUCGUUUAAGGCGGACGGUCCCAGUGGUCCAACGGAGGAGAGGGGGUCGGUGCACCAGCAACGCCACAAGGUGAAGAAGAGCAGGAGGGGGCCGCAGUCUCGGAGCUCACAGUAUCGGGGAGUUACGUUUUACCGGAGAACUGGUCGAUGGGAAUCACAUAUCUGGGACUGCGGGAAACAAGUUUAUUUGGGGGGAUUUGACACUGCACAUGCUGCAGCUAGGGCAUACGACCGAGCUGCUAUUAAGUUCCGUGGACCAGAUGCAGACAUCAAUUUCAACAUCAGUGAUUAUGCUGAAGAUCUUAAGCAGAUGAAGAACUUGACAAAGGAAGAAUUUGUGCAUAUACUUCGUCGGCAAAGUACCGGAUUCUCUAGGGGAAGUUCAAAAUACAGGGGAGUUACACUGCACAAAUGUGGAAGAUGGGAAGCUAGAAUGGGACAGUUUCUUGGCAAGAAGUACAUCUAUCUUGGGCUAUUUGACAGUGAGAUAGAAGCUGCAAGGGCAUAUGACAAGGCUGCAAUAAAAUGCAAUGGAAGGGAAGCUGUCACCAACUUUGACCCAAGCAUAUAUGAAGAGGAAUUGAGUUCUGAAGCUGAAAAUGGAGGAACUGCCCAUAAUCUAGAUCUGAAUUUGGGUAUUGCUCCCCCUUAUUUUGUUGAUGGCCAGAAGGAGACUGUGAGCAGCAGUUUCAAUUACCAUUGCAACUUAAAUGACAUGUCUGAUGGUAGAAUGGCUCACAACUCUACUUUUGCAACUCAAUUACCACAUGGCCAAAUAAUAGUGUCGCAGCACCCUCCUCCCUGGAGUGGUGUAGGUUUCAAUUACUUUCCCACGUAUGAGGGAAGAGCAAUAGAGAAGAGCAUGGAACUUGAUUCUUCGCAAAGCUGGGCAUGGCAAAUUCAAGGCCCUUUUGCUGGAGGUGCCCCGGUGCCACUCUUCUCUACUGCAGCAUCAUCAGGAUUCGCUACUUCAACUGUCGCUGCUUCAUUAGCUGCCGUUCAUCCGCCUCCCUUUCCAAACACAUCAGUCUCCCACCUCGGCUACCCUCCAUCAACUGCCAACCCACCCAACGUAUCUCAGUACUACUGCAGGAGCUGAAAUCACUUGCAGGUAGAACAAAACAUGAAUACAAUUUGGAAGCUUCUUGUAUAGGCAGAAAGGUACCUGAAAAAAAGGAAGCCAAACUGGAUUGCUACUGAAUUUUGAUUAUCUAGUGCAUAUACUGCAUUAGGUGCUAGCAUUGAUCAUCUGCCACCAAACUCUGCUACUUUUGCUUAUCUUUUGUGAUAAAUUGGUUCUUGAAUGCGUACUAGCUC